Messenger RNA from Exserohilum turcica Et28A, 879 nucleotides. RefSeq lists its product as uncharacterized. NCBI's taxonomy places the organism in Eukaryota, Fungi, Ascomycota, Dothideomycetes, Pleosporales, Pleosporaceae. The record is from RefSeq and is a predicted model, not a curated record. The transcript has a single exon. Bases 1 to 879 code for a protein of 292 amino acids.
AUGGCCCACCAGUAUGCGGACACGGCAUACGAAGACCGCUUCGUCUCCGCGCCGUCUGACAGCGGCGAACUAGCCGACGAUGAAUUGGAAGAGGAUUCAUCCGAGUACGACGAGUUUGAUGGACUCGAAGAAAACCAUCACAUCAACACGAUGGCUGUCGGCAACGAAACCGGCAUCCAAAACACCAACUUUGUUGACAAGGUCGGCACUCCAGCACGCUGGAAUGCCAUCGCCAAUCCCUUCUCAACGCCUUUCACACCCACUAUCCCGCCUUUUGGAGAGUAUGUGAGCAGAAUGCCACAUGCCGCACACAACUCUGCCGGCUACUACAACAUGCACAGUGGUAUCUACGCGCCACCCGUUCCUGCUCAAGUCUUCGCGAACAACGUCGUCCAGCCGUUCAAUCCAUUCGGUUCAUUCAUCCCAUACAACCCGUUCGCUGGCGACGCAUACCCCGCUCUCAACGAGCACCAAGUCCAUGCACACGACGAAACCAACCUCGAUUUCAACUCACACAUGCAAGGCUACGUAAUGCCGCCAGAGAGUCUGCCAGUUGGUUUUGCGCGGGCUCCACCGGGUUCAAUUGAGCCCAUGUUGCAUGUGGCUACGCCUCCCAUUGAUCCCGCUUUGCUCAUGCCGAACACGGAAGCGAGGGCGUUGCAGAGUCCUCCAAGGCACAAGACGAGUACUGGACUCGCGACUACGCCGUCGAAUAAGCGAAUGAGGGUCGGUAGUGGGGAGUUGGAGGCACGCUACUCAGGUCUGCUGCCAGGAGAGCCGUCGGAUGCGCCUGGUGAGCUGCUUGCGGAGGAAGAGUACAAGGAUGCUGAUGCUGACGCUCAAGUCUAUGAGCGCGGUUGGUUUUUGUUGGAUUUGUGA